UUGAAGGUCAUGGAUCUCAGUCACUCUCCAUGCCUGGUUGAAUGUCCGGACGUGUCUGGUGCACCAUCUCUGGAGACACUAAAUCUUGAUGGUUGUACAAGUUUGCAUAAGGUGCACCCAUCAAUUGCUAGGCUGAAAAAUCUUAAGACGUUGAAUUUGGGAAACUGCAAAAUGCUUCACUGUUUUCCCAGAAUCACUGGAUUGGAAUCUCUUAAAGUUCUUAACCUUUCUGGCUGCUCAAGACUUGAGAAGUUUCCAGACAUCGAAGCCAAUAUGGAGUCUUUAUUGGAGCUUAAUUUGGAAGCCACUGCUAUCAUUGAACUUCCCUCAUCGGUUGGGUAUCUCCGAGGGCUUGUUUUAUUAAAUAUGAAAAGCUGCAAAAACCUUAAGAUCCUUCCUGGCAGAAUUUGUGCUUUGAAAUCCCUUAAAACUCUUAUCCUUUCUGGCUGUUCAAAACUAGAGAGAUUUCCAGAAAUCACGGAAGUUAUGGAACAUUUAGAAAAGCUUCUUUUAGAUGGAACGUCUAUAAGAGAGCUGCCCCGUUCAAUUCUUCAUCUCAAAGGUCUUGUGUUACUGAAUCUGAGGAAAUGCAAAGACCUCAGGAGUCUUCCAAAUAGCAUUUGUGAUUUGAAAUCUCUUGAAACCCUCAUUGUUUCUAGUUGUUCAAAACUCAACAGAUUGCCAGAGGACCUGGGAAUGUUGCAAUGCUUAAGAAGGCUUCAAGCUGAUGGAACUGCCAUAACAAAACCACCUAUCUCACUUGUUCAUUUGACAAACCUUACAGAGUUAUCAUUUAGUGGAUGCAAAGGAUCAACAUCUAACUUCUGGAUCUCAUCCCUUAUAUACAGGUUACUGCAUAGAAAAAAUUCAGAUGGGAUUGGUUUGCAGUUGCCUUCUUUGUCAGGUCUACACUUCAUAGAAAAUUUAGAUCUAAGUGACUGCAAUUGAAUGGAAGGAACAAUCGAUAACAAGCUUUGCCACUUGGAGCGUCUGGAAGUAUUAAAUCUCAGCAGAAACUAUAUGGUUAGCAUACCUGCAGACAUCAGUAAACUUUCUAAUCUGAAAGUUCUUUUGGUGAGGCAGUGUGAGCAACUUCAAAAAAUUCCGAAGCUUCCACCAAGCAUAAAAUUAUUAGAUGCCUGUGAUUGCACAUCCCUGAUGUCUUUACCGACUCCAUCUCGGAUAAUAAGCCCACAACACUGGUUGGUUUCCACUUGGCUUCGUCCUGUGGAAUUCAUGCUAUGGAAUUGCUCCGGACUAUAUCAGGAUCAUGUGGCAAUGGCAUUAGAGAAACUUCAUCAGAAACUUUUUCCAGAAAUAGGAUACAGUAUUUUGAUUCCUGGAAGUAGGAUUCCAAAGUGGGCCUGGCAUGAGAAUAUGGGAGCUUCAGUUUCAGCAACCCUGCCUCCAGAUUGGCUUGACGAUAACUUAUUGGGGAUUGCUCUAUGUGGCGUGUUUGCACUUGAGGCGGGCGAAACUAUUCAGCGGCCUGGUGGGAUUUGCUGUAAUUUUGAAUGCAGGGAAGGACCUUAUUUUAGUCAUUCCAUCUCUUGGACACACAGUGGAGACAGAGUUGUUGAGACGGACCACGUGUGGAUGGUGUAUCAACCUCGCACUCAAUUUGUGAAAUCAAAGUCUAUCUGUGCCAGGUUCAAGCACAUCAAGGCUUAUUUUAGUCUAUCAGGGGCAUCCCAUGAGGUGAAAAAAUGUGCGAUCCGUCUUAUAUAUGCCCCAAAUACAAGUGGUAACAAAAGAAAAUUCCUCGCAGCCCCAAAUACCGACAUUGAUUUUAGGAAUAUUCAUGUAUUAAAAAAAAAAAAAAAAAGAGGAGUGAAAGAAGAUCAAUAGUUUUGGUCCCUUUAAUUGCCCAUUAUCUUUAACUUCUUAUGGUCUCUCUGAAUUAUAACAAUGUGAAUUAUAACAAAGAGUUAGAAGGAAGAAAUUUUAGUAUUUAUUGUAUUCUACAAUUGAAAGUUGUGGAUUAAUUCUUUUAAGAGAACUUUGAUUCAAAGAAUUAGAAGAAAAUUUUA
Messenger RNA from Vitis vinifera (wine grape), 2030 nucleotides. Its product is annotated as disease resistance-like protein DSC1. The coding region runs from base 10 to 948 and encodes 312 amino acids. The record is from RefSeq and is a predicted model, not a curated record. Gene Ontology annotation, molecular function: protein binding. NCBI's taxonomy places the organism in Eukaryota, Viridiplantae, Streptophyta, Magnoliopsida, Vitales, Vitaceae. The transcript has 2 exons.